CAGAUGCGAUUGUUGUUUUUUUGCACAACGUCAAGUCAUUUUGUUUUGGUACAGAUAAAAACGUAAAUAUUGCGGAAAAAGUGCAAAAUUUGUGUGUUUAGCAAGGUUUUUAGGAUGUCUAGAAGUCACUCACGAAGUCGUUCAAGAAGUCACACAAGAGGGAGAAAGACAUUACAUAGGAGGGACUCUUCAGAUAUUGAUAGAAAAUACAAAGAAAAACCGAGAUCGUCCAGGCGCUCGAGAAGCCGCAGUCCACGUCGUCGGAGUUCAAGGAGCCCCCAUGUACGACGUAGUGUUAGCCAGCGAUAUUCUACUUAUCAUAGAGAAGGUAGUAGCCGCGAACAGAUAAAUGGGGGCAAUCCUCACAGGUCAUACGGAAGAGAUGAUUCAAAGUCCGGAAAGGGCAGAAGUGGAUCUCCAAUGGAUUUCAAAGAGCCUAUGGAGAGGUGGCCAAAUGAUAAAUUUGAGGAAUCCAAUGAUAUUCGAAGUCGCAGUGGUAGGAAUUAUCACAAGUCCAACAAGAAGCCAGUGAUGGAUGAACUAUUUACAACACGGCGCUUCCAGAGAGAGAUAAUUGGCUCAGAAGGGGCAGAAAUUGUGUGGGGAGCAUCGCCAACUCGCUCGGAGACUUACUCUGAUGAAAAUGACGAAAAGCCGGAGAGUGAGACAGCAGGAACAUUUGAUCAUAAGAAGGACAAAAAGAAAUCGAAAUUAAAGGAGAAAAAGCAGAAGAAAAAGAACAAAAAGAAGAAGAGUAAAAAGAAGAAGAAGCGGAAGAAGGUUGAGUCUUCAUCAUCAUCCAAUGAGUCAGAUUCGGAAGAUGAGGAAGUAUGGGUGGAAAAAACAGCCACUAGUAGCAGAGAAAAAGUGUCAAUGGACAAGAAUGAUAGUGACAAAGAAGAAGUUGGACCAGCGAUAAAAUCCAGUUCGUCAUUGACACAGAAAGAUUUUGGUCAUGCUCUGCUGCCUGGUGAAGGAGCUGCGAUGGCUGCCUACAUAGCUGAGGGUAAGAGGAUACCCAGAAGAGGUGAAAUUGGCCUGACAUCCGAGGAAAUAGCGAACUUUGAGUCUGUCGGAUAUGUCAUGAGCGGAAGCAGACAUCGCCGGAUGGAAGCAGUGCGUAUUCGAAAAGAGAAUCAAAUUUAUUCUGCGGAUGAAAAACGUGCUUUGGCAAUGUUUAGCAAGGAGGAAAGGCAGAAGAGAGAGAACAAAAUCCUUUCACAAUUUCGGGAAAUGGUUAAUUCAAAAAUCAAAGGAGAUCAAUAGAUUUUAUUUGGUCUGUUGUAUAUUAUUUAAUCAGUUCAAUUAAUACACAUAAAGCGUGAAUAAGUAUUGUACGAAAAUCACACCAAAAA
Molecule: messenger RNA, 1355 nt
Organism: Phlebotomus papatasi
Lineage: Eukaryota; Metazoa; Arthropoda; Insecta; Diptera; Psychodidae
Product: NKAP family protein CG6066
Exons: 1
Coding region: 115-1266 (383 amino acids)
Biological process (GO): regulation of gene expression
Cellular component (GO): nucleus
Molecular function (GO): chromatin binding
Source: RefSeq, a predicted model, not a curated record